AAUUCUGUUUGGGAUUUGCUUGGGCAAGAAGUACAAAGUCAAAUUUUUAUUGAAAAUGAUUUUAAUAUGAGGAAAACAGUGUCGAAUUUAAAAUCAAUGAUUCGAAGUGUCGUUUGGACAAUGCCCCCAUCAAAAUGAACGCGUAGAAUAAAAUUUGGCUCCAAGCUGCGCGUGAUGUCAUAGUGGUGAUAUAUACAUAUGUACGUGUGUAUGAAUGUGAACAUACAUAAAUAAAUGUUUCGCUAUGUAUAAUCGUUGGGGAUAAUAAUACAAUAACAACAGGUUUUUUUUCCUGACGUAUAUUUAAAAUCCAAGCAAUAAUAUUUGUCCUAAAGAACAGCUUUAAACGAAAACGAAAGACAAGUAUUUCAGUUAUCGUGUGAUUAAAUUUACAGUAGAAUUAAGAUAUAUAGACCAAAACAAAAUCAACGAAAUUGCAUUGAGUUGGUGCCUUAAAAAAACAACAACAAAAACAAAAAUCGAAGCCUUUAAGUCGCUUGUGGAUCGCAAUGGGGAGCGUGUGGAAACGUUUGCAGCGUGUUAACAAACGUGCCGCAAAGUUUCAAUUCACCGUCUCCUAUCAUGACCUGCGAUUGGAGACCACCGCCAAGUGGCGUCCCUCAAAUCUAUCCGUAGUAUGGACGAGACGUUCGAGGCGUGUUGCCAGCUCACCGUUACCAUGGGAACCCGAUAUGAUGAACCCACUGGUGGGCAACAUAUCGUGGGCAGUGCCCGAUAAUCAUUCAAUAUCGGUGACGUUAUUCAAGGAUCCCCGCACUCACGAACUUGAAGACAAAGACUGGACAUUUGUAAUCGAAGAUAUUUCGCUGUUGGGUAAAAAGCGAGUUUUGGCUAAUGCAAACAUCAAUAUGCGUAAAUAUGCAAGUAUCGAAUCGACGCAGCAGAGUUUUAAAUUGAACCUUAAGCCGGUUUCUCGGAAAAUAACAUCCGCUGAUUUGGACUUGACAAUCAGUUGUGUUUUCCUACGCGAGGGGAAGGCAACCGAUGAAGAUAUGCAAAGCAUUGUCUCAUGGAUGUCAGUGAAUAACUGUGAUGUUGCACCACUUGAUGAUUUGGAGGAUAUACCAGAUUUGGAGAACUCUGGCGAUAUAUCAGAUAAUCUGUAUGAUUUCACGCAGCAGUUGGAGCAGUUGACAACAAGUUUAAAUGGUUGCAUCGAUGUUCCAACGCCUCUGAGUGUUCCUUCAUUAUCCGAAGAUCCAACUCCAUUGGCCGAGUCAUAUAAUCAUUUAAAUUUUGAACUAGAAGCGGAUCGUGAAAGUAAAGUGGAACAACAGACAGCGGAAUUACCGUCAAAUAAUAAAGGUCAAAACGUUGAACUGGAAGAUUCAUUGAAAACGCCAAGUGCCAGUGUAAAUCUUGAGCCAGUUACUCUCAGCACACCAACCAAAAUUGCAGCCGAAGAUAAACCCAUAUUGAAGCCGAAUAACUACGAAAGAUUCCAUGAAGUACUCACCUCCACUCCCUUCGAGCAAGUACCAGCAGUCACGGGCAAGGCAAAGAAGAAUACUUCAAGUCGAGCCCUCAACUUUGACAAACAGGAGUCCACAAGUGGCGUCGACUUCACAAAUUCUUAUGCGGAUCAGUCGACGGCUGUGUUGAGCAACACACUACCCACCAUCACCAAGACAAUCGACAACACAUCGGAAACUGUAGCUGUCUCCCCAGAGCAACCAAAGCCCAUCAAGAACUCAAAUGUCGUUUCAUCCAUUGCCAAGCGUUCUGAACUUCAACCUUUGGACUUGAAAAAAAGCUAUGAGUCUACACCUGCCGUUAAUAAUAUGACAACGAAUAAAUCUUCGGCUAAUAAUACUACGAAUAGCUUAAAGCCAGUGGAGAAGGUCAUGCUUAAGGAUAACACUCCUGGCCAAGAUUUACUCGAAUGGUGCAAAGAUGUAACCAAAGAUUAUCCCAAUGUUAAGGUUACAAACCUGACAACCAGCUGGCGCAAUGGCAUGGCCUUUUGUGCUAUCAUUCAUCACUUUAUGCCCCAUUUAAUCGACAUGUCGAAGCUGAGUGCGCAUGAUGUGGUUGGCAAUUGUCGUAUUGCCUUCGAUGCGGCGGAAACAUUGGGCAUACCACGUGUUAUUGAACCCAGAGACAUGAAUCUGCUGACGGUGCCGGAUAAAUUGGCAGUCAUGACUUAUCUGCAUCAGCUUCGAGCACACUUUACUGGAAAACAGUUGCAAAUCGAACAAAUUGGCCAGACUUCCGAUGAGUCCAGCUAUGUGAUUGGCAAUUACAAAUCGGACAAUUUGUCGCAGAAUCUUAUUAAUUUCUCGCACCUGAAGACACAGCUUUUGCAUCAGAAUUCGCUGGACGACGAAAUAAUCAAUCAGCAGCAACAAUUGUCGCCGACUAGUAAAAAGGAUGUUAAGAAUAUUAUAUUGACUAGUUCAAAGAGCAUUAUCGGUAAAGUUCUGUCGCCGACCAAGGAGAAAAACACAAUCAACGCAAUCCAGACAAACAAAUCCUCAUCUCCGGUUGAUGGUUGCGGAGAUACGCCGGAGGAAAUUCAGAAAUUCGCCAAGGAACCGUUGUCACCCACAUCGUUAGACGCCAAUGCUACGAACCGAAUCAUAACGCGCCACAAAGAAAUGAGCGAAAAAGCAAAGCUGAUGAUGGAAAAAAUAAAAAUUUCCAAAUCUAACGAGCGCAGCGAUGCUAACGAUGAGGAGCGACAGCAACGAUUGCGAGAACAGGCACGACGUCUGAUAUCGGAGACACGCAAUAAGUCAACGGGCACCGACAGCCCAACAAGCCCAACCAAACUGAAGAGAUUCAACUAUACACCUGAACGUACCAUUUCACCUAUACACAAUGGCAGUAGCAGCGGAGAGUCUUACGUAGAUGUCUCCACGAAGAAGUUGCCUCCCAGCUGGGAUAAAGUCGAGCAUCAUACGAGUCCUAGUCAUAGAAUAAACGAUGCCAAUGUCAGUCCAUUGCAGUCCUUCAACGCCGUCAUGGACAGAAUAUCACCAAAGCACGAGAAGAGAAACGAUAAGCUCACAUAUAUUGAAUCGGAGCUGGAGGCAUUGGAGCGGGAACAGGAGGCAAUCGACCAAAAGGCGAGCAAUCUGGAAGCGAGACUGCGUGCAGUAAUGGGCGGCAAUCCAAGUAAUAAUCAAAGGGAAACUGAGGAAACUGAGGAGCAGCUGCUUUCUCAAUGGUUCACACUUGUUAACAAGAAAAAUGCUUUACUUCGACGGCAGAUGCAGCUGAACAUUCUUGAACAAGAAAAGGAUCUGGAGCGCAAGUUUACUAUGUUGAAUCAGGAACUUCGAGCAGCUCAAUCCGUUGAGGAUUGGCGCAAAACGGAGGUGCAACGUGAAAAGGAGCGACUGCUUUUGGAGGAGCUGGUGACCAUUGUGGAUAAACGAGAUCAGCUUGUGCAACAUUUGCACAAUCAAGAAAUAGCCAUUGAGGACGAUCACGAAAUAGCGCGUGAAUUGGAGCAAGUAGACAUAAGCGGAGGAAAAGAGAAGUGUGUCAUUCAAUAGGCAUCGAAAUCGAUUACGACUGGAGAUAAUACCUAUUUAGAUUGAUAAGUAGUGCCGCUGCAAGUGUAUGUAUUAACAAAUACAUAUACUAAUCAAGUGGAAUGAAUAUUAAUAUAUUCUAUGAAGACAACUCUAUCUGCAGACUGAAGCAAAUGGGUUGAAAAAAAAUGCAAUAGACAUAUUUGUUACAACUAAAUUAACAAAUUUUGACAACAAAAAAAUAAAGACGUCCGAUAGAAAACUAAGCAAAUUUAAAAUUUCAUACAGUUCAAAACCAUUGUUGAACUUAAACAAGAUCCUGUUGUGUAAACUUGAAAACCACACUUUUAAAUAAUCUAUCUGUAAAUUUUCAAAAUUUUUAUUUUGUGCCAUUGCUUUAUUUGUUCAAUUGCUUAAAGUUAUUUUUCAAAAUGAUAAACAAAGACCCAACCCAAUUGUAAAUUAAAUGUAUGCAUAGUAUUUUUAUUUUAUUUUAGCUUAUUUAUGUGUUAAGCACUUAACGGAAACGCUUCAUCCCUAAGAAUAUAUAUAGAAAAUAUGUUUUGUAUAGAAACUGGUCUUAUUUAGUUUUUACCCUAAUCUUAUUUGACUAUUUAAUGGUGGUUUACUUACAAAUAUAUUUAUGUUUAUAUAUUUUAAAAAUGUCUUAAUUGUCGAUAUGUAAGUCAAUGCUUGAACCGAAUGAACCUUUCAAUAACACAAUUUUAUAUGUAUGUAUAAUUAAAAAUAAAUUG
Molecule: messenger RNA, 4255 nt
Organism: Drosophila innubila
Lineage: Eukaryota; Metazoa; Arthropoda; Insecta; Diptera; Drosophilidae
Gene: Ehbp1
Product: EH domain-binding protein 1
Exons: 14
Coding region: 510-3521 (1003 amino acids)
Molecular function (GO): protein binding
Source: RefSeq, a predicted model, not a curated record